AUUUUCGGCAACACACAUGACAGGAAGUUGAAAUAUUUAGGAAAAUGUUGGUGUUGGUAUUAGGUGACCUACACAUUCCACACAGGUGUAAUAGUUUGCCCAACAGAUUUAAGAAACUCUUGGUUCCUGGUAAAAUACAACAUAUCUUGUGCACAGGGAACCUAUGUACAAAGGAAUCAUUUGACUAUCUGAAAACACUGGCCAGUGAUGUCCAUGUGGUCAGAGGAGACUUUGAUGAGAACCUGAAUUACCCAGAGCAGAAAGUUGUUACAGUAGGACAAUUUAGAAUUGGUUUAUGUCAUGGCCAUCAGGUGGUACCGUGGGGUGACACAGAAAGCUUAGCAAUGGUUCAACGACAGUUAGAUGUGGAUAUUCUCAUUUCUGGACAUACACAUAAGUUUGAGGCAUUUGAACAUGAAAAUAAAUUCUACAUUAACCCAGGUUCGGCCACAGGAGCAUAUAAUGCUUUGGACAGCAAUGUGAUUUCAUCAUUUGUGAUUCUAGACAUUCAGCAGUCAACAGUUGUAGCUUAUGUAUAUAAACUGAUAAGUGAUGAUGUGAAAGUAGAAAGAAUAGAAUACAAGAAAAAUUAGAAUUUUACUACAUGUGUGGAGAAAGAUAAUAUGAAAAUUGUAAAGGAAAUACAUCUGUCAAAUUAUGUGAAAUAAAUCAUACUGUUAGACCAUGUUUGUUACAGAAAAUAACCUUUUUUUUCAAUUCAGUCAGUUGUAAUGUAUUACUGUUUCUCGACAAGAAUUUUGAUGGCUUGGGCAAUGAAUAAAGUAUUGCUGCCUUAAUAAAUCUAAGCAUGUAGGAAAUGAAUUCUUUUCAAAAAAUCUUGAAGAAAUUUCAAAUUUUAGCAGGAUUGUAAAAUUUCAAUACCCAAGGGAGAUAACUGUUUCAUGUUUUGCACAUUUUGUAAAUUGUCAUUUGAGCUUUAAAUUGUGGAAAUUUUUAAUGUAUUUAAACUUAAUAGAUUAUGGUCAUACCUUGGACUAUCCUACAUAAUUGUGGAAUAUCAAAAUAAUCAAUGAUAAAAUGUGAAAGUCAAUGUUACUUUUGUACUGCCAUUCUGUCUUUGAUACAUAAUAGAAGCCUUAAAAAGGAUUUUCAAAUGAACAAAAUGUUAUCAAAUGGUCAAUAUUUUCACUGAGAUUUUAUAACUGUAAUUAUUAUUUAUACAUUUUUCAUAUUUAUUUGUAAUGUCUGCACAUUCUGUUGUUGAUAAUAGUGCAAUAAAACAGACAUCUAAUUGUCCAAA
Molecule: messenger RNA, 1261 nt
Organism: Mytilus californianus (California mussel)
Lineage: Eukaryota; Metazoa; Mollusca; Bivalvia; Mytilida; Mytilidae
Product: vacuolar protein sorting-associated protein 29
Exons: 5
Coding region: 45-593 (182 amino acids)
Biological process (GO): retrograde transport, endosome to Golgi; intracellular protein transport
Cellular component (GO): retromer complex; endosome
Source: RefSeq, a predicted model, not a curated record